ACAUUUCCUUAGUUUCUACAUCUACUUUAUGAAACCAGAAACAAUACUUUCAAUGUUUGCAGUGAUUAUGAUCCGACUCCUCAUGAGAUGAUCUUCUUAAGUUUUAGUCUCUCACUCCUUUACCUCCUACCAUUCCUUACCUCUCCCUCCGCAACAGAGGACCAAGUCCGCUGCCCUGGGGCACUCCUUAUUGAGACAGAACCGUCAGACACAGACGUUAUUGAGGGCGGUUCUGCAACUCUCACCUGCAUUGUCAGUGGUUCACUCCUAGAAACUGACGAAUCACACCAUGCAUCCUUCAGAUGGUUAUACAAUGAAUUCUUACCUAAAACUAUCAUAAACAGUGAAAUAUCCUGUCCUAACUGUUCAGUUGUCUCGGAUGAGUUGUCCAGUAUCCUGGUGCUAAACAAUGUGCACCACAACCAGACGGGUUUCUAUCAAUGUGAAGUGAGUGCAGGUCUCAAUACCGUGUACAGUAAUGCAGUAAAGCUCCGUGUACAUUACAUCUUCAAUACCGCCCCAGUACUGGUCAUGAGGAAGGAGAUUCAGGAUCAGUUAGAGGCGUUUCUAGUGGAGCUGAACCAGUGUGAUACUCAUUCUACUGAAAGUUAUCCUGUUUCUAGGACAAGGUGGAGAGUUGAGGGUAAUUACAGUGGUGAUGAUUUGUCAACUACUUGGGUAAACACGGAGGAUACUUUAAUACAGGAUCUCUCAGGAGGGAAUUCUCAGCUCCGAACCCAAAUCUCACAAAACAGCUACAUCAUCUACAACCUUCUCCCGGUACACGGUAAUCUCCACUACACCUGCUACUCAUACGUCACCUUCAACUCAACCACCUACGAGGUCCCUGUUGUCACCUGGAGUAUCCACGGGGCUGACAGCUACAACUUCCUCGCUGCCUCCCCUGACUACAACUACAUGACAAACGUCGUCACUGACUCCAGCUCCCCUGUCGUCAAUGUGGGAGAUAACUACACCCUCUCUUGUUCAUGUGCGGGGUAUCAGUACCCGGAGAGGGAGGUCUCUUUCUAUUGGAGCAGAGGAGGAGAGGUGGUGGUGGAGGGAGCUUUGUUGGAGCUGGAGAGGUUAACUUUAGAGGAUAACGGGAAAUAUGUGUGUACAGCGAGGAUUGGAGAGUUGAGGCAGUCUAAACCUUUCUGGCUUACUGUAGUUGAUAACAUCAACCAGAACUCUAUUUACUUCAUUGAAACACCCCAAAAGAUCUGGCACAUAGCAGUAGCUGCUGGUUCUUUCGAGAACCCCGUUCUCUCUGAGGCAAAAAGAAUGGAGAUGGGGAAUAUUGAUAAUGAAAAGAAUCGGGACAAGCGGAAUACUGGAUUUAACUUUAUAGUAGAUUUCAGUCCUGUUUGUCUUGCUUCUAAAGGCAGGGUUAAGUGGAUCCGGAACAGUAUUGAGGUGAAACAUCCCCUGAUCCUACCUCCGAUCCCUAAAGAGUACCUGACUUUUCAGUGCUUUGCUAGUGGACACGACAGGAAUAUCCAGAGAUCUGUCGUUGUGCUAGUUGAUGAGACAAGGCCAGUAGUUAUGAAUUUCACCAAACUUAACGAUACUGAUAAAUUUAUCUUUAUCAAGUGUUCAGGGAGGGCGUUUCCUCCUCCAAAAAUAUAUCUGGAAGUUUCUGCCAGCCCACCCGUAGAAGGGAGUCUUAUCGAAGAAACAUCACAAACAACAUCCACCUACAAUUCUGUGCAGGUUAUUAAGUUGAAGAAACACCUACAAAUCACGAUCAAAUGCAUCGUCCACAAUGAAUACUACUCCCAGAAUGAAGAAUUGGUAUUCUUGUUUCCUGAAAAUCCCAUCCCUCCACCUACCCAACCUGACCCUGUUCGUACCAAUGCUCCUGAACCUACCAAAGAAAACCAAGAAAAUGAAGUAGAGGUAAUCAAACAGAAGACUGUUCCCGAAGAUCUGUCUAACUCGAAAGAUGACAUUACUAAAACCAACACCCCUGAAGAAGAAACAUCCACCGGGACGGACUUGUCCUACAAAAACUUACUGAUCUACGUCAUAUCCGGAGUUAUCACUGCUCUUCUAAUUUCCAUAAUCCUGGUUUGUUUGGUGGUCAGAAUAACCCGAACUCACAGGUACCAAUGUAUAAGGAAGAGAGAGAUAUAUCAGGUUAGAGGAAGUGCCACCACUUCUACCAGUUUCGCGCCCUACAACAAGAGUCCGUCCCCUGAGGGCUUCUACGAUAUUCCGACCGGCCUCUCAUGCCAUCCGACCUCUCAUGCCAUCAGAAAACCUCCCAGAAGCAUAACCCCUAGCAGCAGUAAGAAUAUUACUCCCAGAAGCAUAACCCCUAGUGCCAGUGGCAGUAAGAAUAACAGCUUGAGAAGAGACAAGGACUUGAGUCUAAGAAAGGGGGCUACACUGAGAGACCCUAGCAUUAUAAGAGGGACAUGGGACUCUAGUCUAAAGAAGAACAUCUCGAUCCACCCUGCUGAUGAGCUGAAGGAGUACACGGACAUGAGGACGUUUGGGAGUCUAAAACGCAAGACUUGCCAGUACACGGAGGUAGAGAAACGAGCCACCCUUCACGGGGUGUACGUGCUGCCCUCUCCUGUUCCCGCCCCUAAAUACUCCCAAAUCCAGCACUCACCACCACGUGACCAGUCAUGUGACCAGUCACGUGACCCAGUGUACGAUAACUUGGAACUGGAAGACGAGGAGCUCUACGAUACUCCCCGGACCAGAGCAUCCGGACAACACAGUCCGACUCUCCGGACCAGAACAUCCGGACACUACAGUCCGCCGUUUAAGAAGCAGGAAACCAGGUCCGAGUAUGAUAAGAUAAAGAUAGACGGGGACGGGGAUAUGCAGUAUGAUAACAUGUUGAGAACCGGACAGCCGGGCACUCCCUUCAGUGAUAUUUGAAGUAUCUUGGAAGUCUCUUUAGAGGUUUGCUGAUGUUGCUGGUUGGAUUAUCUUUAAACGGUUUCGAAGCUGACUAAGAUUCCUAUUCCUAUGUUUUGCAAGUCAAAUUGUCAUCCCUCUUAAGUUAUUUUGAGACAUUCUGUGUCAAUCAUAUCGACUUAAAAUCGUGAAGUAUUCUGUUUUAUCAGCGUUGACGUUAAAAACUUUUAAACGAUCAUGCUCUCAAUUUACCACCCUGUGUUACUAGCUAGUUUGGAAGAUAACUAUGUAGUUUGGCGACUACAUAUAUUUUGUUUUGUGCUAGCUAAUUUGGAAAAAUGCCAGCUGUGAAGUUGAAAAAACUAUAAUUGUGCUGUUUAAAACUUAAAUAUCCACUGCGAAAUUGUGUACUGUAUGGUUUGAAAUGUAUCGUAUUGUCCUGUGUGAAACUAUGUGAUAUUAUGUUUGAAUUUGUAAAAUGUGAUUUAAAAUCUAAACUUUAUUCCCAGAGCCCUUUUUAACAUGACUGGUUGUAUUAACACAACUACUUUAGUACAUUUUCCAGA
Bolinopsis microptera is the source of this 3440-nucleotide messenger RNA. RefSeq lists its product as uncharacterized. Gene Ontology annotation, molecular function: cell adhesion molecule binding. The record is from RefSeq and is a predicted model, not a curated record. Lineage: Eukaryota; Metazoa; Ctenophora; Tentaculata; Lobata; Bolinopsidae. Bases 88 to 2895 code for a protein of 935 amino acids. Gene Ontology annotation, biological process: cell-cell adhesion. The transcript has 2 exons. Gene Ontology annotation, cellular component: plasma membrane; cell-cell junction.